UUUAUUUCUCUUUGUCGCAGGUCAUGUAGGAGCGCGGGAAUGCUAUGAAGAUGGGAGUUUUGGUGUUCAUGAGGAACUUGCUGCUGGCUCUCUGCCUCUUCUUGGUCCUAGGCUUUCUCUACUACUCCGCCUGGAAGCUCCACCUCCUGCGCUGGGAAGAUUCACAUUCUAUGCUUCAUGCCUUUGACUCCGUUGGACACAGUUUAGGCCCAGGACGGAGAGAGAGAAAAACUGGCAUCUCGACCCCCCCCUCAGUGGCCCCAUCGCACAUUGUGGCGGACAGAACCCAGAAAGAAUCCCAGAAGCCGGGGGGCGCUCCAGCGGCAUCGCUUAUAAAAUAUGACCGCCUGGGAUUCUUACUUAAAUUGGACUCUAAACUGCAAACAGAAAUUGCAACAAGGUACGCAAACUUCUCUGACGGCGUCUGCAAACCGGGCUACUCUUCCGCAAUGAUGUCCGCCAUCUUCCCAAAGUUCUCAAGACCAGCUCCAAUGUUCCUCGAUGACUCUUUCAGGAAGUGGGGAAAGAUCAGGGAAUUUGUGCCUCCAUUUGGAAUCAAAGGACAAGAUAACUUAAUCAAGGCCAUCUUGUCGGCUACAAAGGAAUAUCGCCUGACGCCGGCGCUCGACAGUUUGAGCUGUCGGCGAUGUAUCAUCGUCGGGAACGGAGGGGUGCUCGCCAACAAGUCAUUAGGAUCAAAAAUCGAUGAGUACGAAGUGGUUGUCAGGCUGAACUCGGCACCGGUGAAAGGCUUCGUGAAGGACGUGGGCAGUAAAACAACACUAAGAAUUACAUAUCCCGAAGGAGCCAUUCAGAAACUUGAACAAUACGAGAAAGAUUCCCUUUUCGUGCUGACCGGAUUCAAGUGGCAAGACUUCAAAUGGCUGAAAUAUAUUGUUUACAAAGAGAAAGUGAGCGCUUCUGAUGGUUUCUGGAAGUCGGUUGCCACUCGGGUGCCACGGGAGCCACACGAGAUCCGAAUCCUGAACCCCUACUUCAUCCAGGAAGCAGCGUUCAGCUUCAUUGGGCUACCGUUCAAUAAUGGACUGAUGGGAAGAGGGAACAUUCCUACCCUGGGCAGCGUGGCCAUUACGAUGGCGCUUCACAAUUGUGACGAGGUAGCUGUGGCUGGGUUUGGGUACGACAUGAACCUCCCUAACGCCCCUUUGCAUUACUACGAGACAAUCAAGAUGGCUGCCAUUAAAGAGUCUUGGACGCAUAAUAUUCAGAAGGAGAAGGAAUUCUUACGGAAACUGGUGAAAUGGCGUGUAAUUAAUGACCUCACUAGCGGCAUCUGAUGGAAGCGAAGGGACGUUCACCGAAAACACUAACCAUUGCCAGCGCGGAACUCCCGUAACCCUCCAGAGGAAGCGCCGAAAGGCUUGCAUGCCAUUAGAGAGCGUCCCUGGAUUUCCAUGGCGGGGGGAGGGGUGGGGCGGCUCACGGACUCGGCUGCCAUACAAGGAGGAAGAGUUUUUGAUUAUGGCGACCUGCAAACACACUAUUCUCAAAGAACUGAUUUUUUUUUAAAGUAGUUAGAACUUUGAAUGAAGAACACUUAUAAUGCGUACAGGAUUCACCGUGCCAAACGUACCUCGGGAUUAGGUAUGCGAGGUGCGGGGGCGGUACAUCAUGAAUGUAUAAAGUAUUAUUUUUAGGUACAAGCAUGGGAUCGCUGUGCGCAGGGGGUGGAGAUAUGGCGGGGAAAUUACACUAAUCCGUCUGCAUUGUGACAUAUCUCUCUGGCUGCUUGGUGCAGACUUUAACUUAUCACCGUCCAGGGUCGGGGGCAUUGUUGGUGCUGCUAAUAACGUAGAUGGGCAAAUAUUGGUCUAUCUAUAUAUGUCUGUCUUUUGAGUUUAUUGUUAUGUUCGAUUGGGAUUGAGGGAGGGAGGGGGGGGAGGGGAAACUUGUAUACUGUACGAUCAUUCAGUCAGUGUUAGAAUUGCGCCGUUGAACAGUGUUUGAAUCCUUUGCACCUACAAGAAGUAGAACUGUCGGCCUCGGGGGGGGGGGGGUGGUUGGUGGGACGUGGUGUCAUGGCCUCUCUUACCCAGCUACAGGCUGGCAGCGUGAUCUGAGCACAGAGCGGCUCCUCCGCCACAGACAUAUGACUCCCAGACACAUCAGCAAUACAUUUCAUAUCAGUAAUGACUCCUCGGCCAGCACUAGACUUUCAUCACCUGUAUAUCGGUCCUCAUUCCAGGACUGUCAAAGGGUAAUUCCUGGAAUUGGACGCAUCAUUAAACUCCAUUCUGUGCCAGAAACGCUA
Messenger RNA from Rana temporaria (common frog), 2272 nucleotides. It is a transcript of the gene ST3GAL3, whose product is annotated as ST3 beta-galactoside alpha-2,3-sialyltransferase 3. Lineage: Eukaryota; Metazoa; Chordata; Amphibia; Anura; Ranidae. Gene Ontology annotation, molecular function: sialyltransferase activity. The record is from RefSeq and is a predicted model, not a curated record. The transcript is spliced from 12 exons. Bases 45 to 1298 code for a protein of 417 amino acids.